This is a messenger RNA of Owenia fusiformis, 5108 nucleotides long. The record is from the annotation of a GenBank genome assembly. NCBI's taxonomy places the organism in Eukaryota, Metazoa, Annelida, Polychaeta, Sabellida, Oweniidae.
UGAAUGCAUAGCCUUUUUGACAAAAGUUAAAAGAAGUACUUGAAUUAAAAGUGUGCAUUCAGGUUAACUGAUGCAGAUCAAGUGAUUAUAAUAAAAUAAUACACAUGCUUGAUGUACUUAGAAAAUCUCAAUAAGUGAGCAUCGUUUACCUUGUACACAUAUGAACAGUUGCCAUAGACUUAGAAAUACAAUAAUUCCAAGUAGGUAUUUAAGGACAAAGCAUGUUUAAGGCAUGGUUGCAUGAAGUUACAAAACAGACGUAAAAUGACUUAGCAAUUACAUAGAUACUUAUUCUCAGUCUUCCAUCAUGAAUGUGGAUGGUCUUAAUGUUGGGACGCUGGUAUGGCUGAUGACAGUAUUAGAUGUAGCGUUGACGCUACCAUCAACAGUUCGAAUAGCUGGGCUAUUUGAACCUAAGUACCAGGGACAAAAGAUGGCCUUCCAGCAAGCAGUGGACAGAAUAAACAAAAGAUAUGAUAUUCUGCCACACACAACACUAGUUCCUGAGGUCAGAGAAGUAGACGAGGAUGACAGUUUUCACGCUUCUAAAGAAUUUUGUCAUCUCAUGAAAGGAGGAAUAGCUGCCAUAUUUGGACCUAUGUCAUCUAUUUCCGCUGCGCAUGUGCAGUCAGUUUGUGAAGUGAUGGAAAUACCUCAUGUAGAAACAAGAUGGGACUUCAGAGAACAAUCCGAAUUUAGAUCAAUAAAUCUCUACCCUCAUUAUUCUGCAUUAAGUAAAGCAUAUAUUGACAUAAUAAAACAAUUAGGAUGGACCUCUUGCACUAUCCUAUAUGAAGGAAAUGACGGACUCAUCCGUCUGCAGGAGUUAUUACGCGCCCCCUCUGAAAGUCAACUUUCAAUCACAGUGCGCAAAAUAGACACUGCUUUCACAAGACCCGAUAGUAAACCAGAUUAUCGGCCUAUUUUAAAAGAGAUUAAAAAGAGGGCCGAGUCACGUAUAGUUAUAGAUUGUGAUUACACUAAAGUACAAGACAUUUUAAAACAGGCUCAGCAAAUAAAUAUGAUGACACAAUACUACCAUUAUCUUCUCACCACAUUAGAUUUGGAUCUGGUCGAUCUCAAUGACUUCCGCUAUGGUGGUACUAAUAUUACAGCAUUCCGCCUUGUUGACCCCUCUCGCCCGCAAGUACAAGCUGUGCUACCAGCAUGGAAGAGAAGAAACCUAAUACCCAGCAUGCAAAGCAUUCAGACUGAAACUGCCUUAAUGUACGAUGCCGUCCACCUCUUUGCGAAAGCUCUCCACUCCUUGUCUGCCGCGUCUGACGUCAGAACCAAAUCCCUCUCCUGUAGUAAGGCCCAGCCCUGGGCGCAUGGCAACAGUUUGCUCAAUUAUAUGAAAAUUACUGACAUCGAUGGUCUCUCUGGAAGUGUUGUGUAUGAUAACAAUGGCCAGAGGUCUAACUUCCAAUUGGACGUCACGGAGCUUGGAACAGGGGGACUAGAAAAGAUUGGCAGGUGGGACCCUAAAAAAGGUGUUAAUAUAACUAAAGAUUACAAUAAGGUCAAACAACAAGUGAAACACUCACUUAAGAACAAAACGUUGAUCGUCACAACUGUAUUGGAACCUCCGUAUGCAAUGGCGAAAGAAGAUCCGGAUGGUAUUUUACAGGGUAAUGAUAGAUUUGAGGGUUAUUGUAUAGACCUUUUAGAAAAUAUAGCCAAUCAUCUUAAGUUUAACUAUACCAUUAUACCUGUAGCUGAUGGGCAAUAUGGAGCCCAAAACAAAGAUGGCGAAUGGUCUGGUGUGGUCAGGGAACUUAUUGAUAGGAAAGCAGAUUUGGCAGUGGCUUCACUAACAAUCACUUACCUACGAGAACAAUUUAUAGACUUCACAAAACCAUACAUGAAUCUUGGCAUAAGUAUUCUUUACAAGAAACCAAUGAAGAAAAACCCAGAACUUUUCUCCUUUCUGGCACCCUUGUCUGUUGAAAUCUGGCUUUACAUGAUCGCAGCAUAUUUAGGUGUAAGUUUUAUGCUGUUCAUUCUGGCGAGGUUCAGUCCUUAUGAAUGGUACAAUCCUCAUCCAUGUAAUCCUGAAUCGGAUGUUGUAGAGAACCAAUUCACUCUACUUAACAGUCUUUGGUUUACAAUAGGAUCGCUUAUGCAGCAAGGUUCAGAUAUUGUCCCAAAUGCAACAUCCACCCGAGUGCUCUCAGCAGUGUGGUACUUCUUCACACUUAUUAUAAUCUCGUCAUAUACGGCAAAUCUCGCAGCCUUCCUCACGGUCGAGAAGAUGAAUUCACCAAUUGAAAACGCAGACGAUCUUUCAAAGCAAACUGCUAUCCCUUAUGGAACAAGUAUGGGAGGCUCCACUGAAAAUUUCUUUAAGACAUCUAAAAUCCAGACAUAUGAAAGAAUGUGGAAUUUCAUGGAAUCUGCCACGCCAUCUGUAUUCACGGCUACAGUGCCAGAGGGGAUUGAGAGAGUCAAGAAAGAGAAAUAUGCAUUUCUCGUAGAAUCCACGACAAACGAAUACACGACACAACGUAACUGUGAACUUAUGCAGGUUGGAGGAUUGCUGGACUCAAAGGGUUAUGGGAUUGGUACACCGAGGGAUUCACCAUACAGAGACCUAAUUUCAAAUGCAAUAUUGAAACUAGCAGAAGAGCAAAAAUUGCAAAUACUCUACAAUAGAUGGUGGAAAGAAAAGGGUGGUGGAGGAAAAUGCGACACUGAGGACAAUAAAAAGACGAACGCCAAUGAACUUGGUCCAAAGAAUGUAGGAGGUGUGUUCGUGGUUCUCGCUGGAGGAUUGGGACUUGCUAUUAUUGCCGCAUUGUUUGAGUUCAUUUGGAAGUCACGUAAAUAUGCAAAAGAGGAAAAGGCAUGGGGCUACAAACAGAAGUCGCUCUGUUCUGAGAUAACCAGUGAAUUGAGAUUAGCCGUCAAAUGUAACGGUGGGAGUUCACGGCCAAGUCGGAAACGCAGGAAGGAGAUUGAAGCUGAAGAGAUGAACAAUAUCGAGACAAACGGACUCACGAUGAUGCCGUUAACCGGCAACUACGCCCCAGCAGGCUAUCCAUUACCACCAUCUUCUAAAGACCAAUAUUCUUAGUAAAACAAAUAUGCAGAGGAUUUAUUUUUGAUAUGGUGAACACCAGCUCGAACACGCGCUAGCUUGCCUAGAAUGCCUAGCUUGGAGACUGAACAUUACUAUAUGGACAUUCAAACAAGUACGACAUGGUAAAGAAGACAUCAGCUACAUCGAUAUAUCGAAUGAAAUAGUGCCAAAUAAGAUGAUAUAUCAUUUACAAACGAAGCAAGGGGAGUUUGUGCAUAAUUAAAUGCUUGGGCUGAUUUAAGAUGCAAUUACUCUAUCAAGGAAACAUAUAUGAAUGAACUUUAUGCGUUUACACAAUGGAAAUUCAAAUUGUUAGGGCAAUGUUCCUUGCUUUUCAAUCUCAUCACCAGCACAAUCUAAUUCUGCAAUUCAGAGUGAAUUGCGCACGCGUGAUUUUCAAACGCCACAUGAAACAUUCACAUAAAGAAAACUGUUUCUAGGAGCAACUGAACUUAUGAAAUAUGAAAAGUGUCACUACCUACUACAUAAUCAAAACAUACUUAUCAAAGUGGAAGCAAAGAAUAGAUAGUGGAAAGAAUUUUACUUGUACAAAACAAUACAAUUCCUUCCAAUAAUUUUACAAUCUGAAAAAUAUAAAUGAUAACUGAUAAAAUAUGGAAUCGAAUUAAAAAUCGAAGGUUUAUCAUUAAAUAGCCUGUUAGGCUGUUAGUUCUGUUAGCAAUAUUGUAAUAUUGUGACAAUCUUUAAAGGAUGUUAAUAUCAGCUCAUCUAAAUUGCAGAUCUUUGUUAUCCCUUUUAUCAGCAAUGGAUCACCAACAAAUGUAGUACCAAGUCUCUUACAGAAUUGUACAGUAUUGUAAUGUCUUCCGUUUUUGUACAAACAAUACUCUAUAUAACAUCCAACUAAGUGCCUUGCAGUAUUCCGUUUUCAGGUUUUGUGUCAUACAGCUUGUAAUGAUGUGUUAUUUAACUACAUUGAAACAUUGCUUAAAGGGAGUCAGCGCUUAUUUCUGUUGAAAAAAUCGACUAAAAAAUCGCAGAUAGUUAGUGGAUUGAUUACUUUUUAUUAUAACCUUUUAUAAAUUAUAAAUUCACAUGUCACGUAUUCCUCGCUAUAUCUAGCUAGUCUAGCGAUUUUCAACCCUUUGAGGGGAAAAAGCUUUGUUUAAAAUAUGUUGACGGUGAAAUGGCAGGUUGUUGAGAAUUUUAAAAGUUUGGUUUCAGAGACAAGGCUCUUAUGGCAGUGGUAGUCUUCAAAAUUUCAAAUUUCAACUUCUGUCCAAAUUGAAAAUACCAAAAACGUCGUAAAAUGUGGUUUGUAAUAUAGGGCUACUACCACUGCAACCAGGGGAUGGAAAAGUAGGUGUGGUUUUAUUUUGUCGUCUGUGGACGUUAUUUCUAUUUCAUCACCUGGCAAUACGCUCAUCAUGUUCCCAUAUAUCGAGUUCAAUCGUUACACCCAAAAAUGUAGAAUCUUUGUUCAAUAUCAAAAUAUUUCUUAGGUUAUUCCUAAAUUGUGGAAAAACAGAUGAAUUCCCGUCAAUUUAAAACUACUGAUGUUUUUGGAAUGUGAUGACCCUGUUGGCAGGUCAAGAAGCACUACAAAACGUUCACAGACUACCAAAUAAAACGACAAUAACCAGCUUUUUCAUACUCUAUGCGUUUCUUCCCGUAGCCACCGAAGUUUGGUUGUUUAGAUUUAGACCAAUAGUGUAAAACUAUACUUGAAAAAUUGAAGCUAAAAAUGCUCUUUCUGUUCGGUCUAACUAAAUUCAAACUCCACCGGGAUUACAGAUAUUUCAUAUCUGAUCAUAUUUGUACAUAAGUUACAUUGAAAGGGAUGUUGAAAGAGAUCCACAGUUUCAACUACCCCUUGGAAUAAAGAGAUCUCAAGAUUUAGAUACAUGUAAAGAGAGACUCGGUAAAUCAGAAUGUAUUUUGAUAUGAACUCGAGGUUGAUGUAUAAAAUAUAUCAUAGAUUCUUGAUUUCAAACGCUUGUGAGAUGAGUCCCACUCCUAUGUUUUAUAAAUUGUUUAGUAAAUGUAUUUAGACAUUGUAUGUACA